Messenger RNA from Meira miltonrushii, 3219 nucleotides. RefSeq lists its product as uncharacterized. Bases 495 to 3125 code for a protein of 876 amino acids. The record is from RefSeq and is a predicted model, not a curated record. The transcript has a single exon. Gene Ontology annotation, cellular component: cytoplasm; cell division site; endocytic vesicle. Gene Ontology annotation, biological process: septin cytoskeleton organization. NCBI's taxonomy places the organism in Eukaryota, Fungi, Basidiomycota, Exobasidiomycetes, Exobasidiales, Brachybasidiaceae.
AAUGAUGUGUGUGGCUGCCUAUCCUUUCAUGACUUCUUCAAUGCGUAACCAUUCUAUCAAGAUCAUAGGUCAUUCACAAGGCCUUCGAUCAAAAGUCGACUAUUGGCAGAAUAUCUCUAUCUAAAGCACAAAUCUCAAUCUCGAUCAAGCCUUACUCUGAUAAUAAAAAUGUCCGAAGAAGGUGCGGCAGGCACAACUCAAAGAAGCUUCUACGCUGCAUUGAAUGAAUGAUUGUGUGUAUGCAGUGCGGAAGAUGUAUUUUGUCUUUUUUACACAGGUGCCCCGCACAUAGGAUUUCUUUUCCUCUUUUUGCGCUGCGCCGGCACUGACUGUCGCGCAUUGACUUUUGCCCUUUCCGGGGAGACAAAAGUAGGAAAAGCUAUAGAGAUAGAAAGUCAACCUUCUUGAGCUAAAUCAUCAACCCUCAACGAUCACCUACACAUCGACACUUUCUACUACCUCAGAAACCAUUCAUCUUCCCACACAAAAGCAGGAUGAGUGGUGCAGAUACGGCCACUGGACUCGUUCCAAGCGCAUAUGCGGAUGCAUUCGUACGUGGCCCACCUCGUGAAGGCGUUCAAAGGGUUCAGAAUAGGUUGCACAAAGCCAGAAUCUUGGCAGACGAACUUGCGGAUUAUUUCGCUGCUCGUCGUGAAUUGGAAAGUACCUAUCUCAAACAAUUACAAAAGAUUGCUAAACGGUCUUUCCUUUCCGAUGCAACCGCUUUGGGUCCAAACUUUCUUCCCGUAUAUGAGAGAUUGAUUGCCGAGAUUGGGGAAGUAGCCCGCAUUCAUGGAGAUUUGGAAAAGAAAUAUGAAGUAGAGUGUGAAAUGCCAAUCCGCCAGGCAAGUCAAAAAGGAGAUUGGGGACGGAUAAAGGAACAUGAUGACAAUCUGGCAGGAACGUUGAAGGAAAUCUCCACAUUGGAAUCGCAAUUGGCAAAAGAUCAGAAAAAGGUUGAAGCAGCUUCAGCAAAGAAAGCACAACAAGCACAACAAAAAGUGCAGGAGACCGAGAGAUCGUUAAGACAAACGAUGGAGCUAUGGGAAACUGAAGCGCCCUUUUCAUUCGAAGCCUACCAAAGAAUUGAUGCUUCACGUUUGGAACUGAUGAAGGAAGUCGUUGCUAAAUUUGAAACUGCUCAAAGUGAUGCAGCCACAAGAUUGAUGCAGAUGACUGAACAAUCAAUGCAAGUAGCGCUCAACUUUGAACCUCAAACUGAUAUGCAAGAAUUUGUACUGAAGAACGGAACUGCAAAAGGUGCUUUAGGAAGACCUACAAAUGGAAGGGGCAAUCGCGCUGCAGAGGAUUCUUUGCAAGGAGGAGGUACAGUGAGACAAGGAAAUGCAAAUGCUUAUCCCACUUCAACAAUCACACCUUCAGCGCCGAUUAAUCAACAAAGUAGCAAUGGCGUAAGCGAAUUUGGACGUGCUGUUCAACCUUCAUCAGCAUCCCUGCGAUCGGUAGAUCGGCCAGAAAGUCGAGAACAGACUAACACUCCAAGCAAGAGCGGCGGCAGUACCUUAAAGAGUGCUUUGACAAGAUUUGGCCGAGGUAAAUCAAACAAAAAUGCCAAUGAGGCUGCAUCUUCCAAUUAUGGAACACUAUCUGAAGGCCCAUCAAGCAUGGCACCACCAAGCGGUGCAAGAGGAAUGCAACGAGCAGAAUCACAAAGAAGUCUUGAUUCUCGUUCUGAUGCUGAUACUUCAGCCGCUUUACCUGGCAGCUUAAUGGCUCCUAUGGCCCCCACUACUCUCUCAUCAGCAAAUACACCAUCAAGGAUCCCGGCCGCUCCACCUCAGAUCGACGCCGAGGGAUUCACAAUCCCACCCGCCAAUCGAGACAGGAAACCUUGGGAGAAUGAAAACACGGCGGAUGUAUCGUCACCCUCUAACCUCAUGGAUGACGAUACUAGCACAUUCAGUGAUCCAAACAACGCAGCUUCCAAGGUGGCAGCGAUGAGUAUCACUCAACAACCCAUCCUUGAAGAUGAAGCGUCUGAUCAAGCUGCAUUGGAAAGAAUGCGAUCAACUCUACUUACAGCCAGAUCACCAGCCAUGCCACCACAAAGGAGGAAUACGACAAGACGUGAUCGCAGGGAUGUACGUAAUACGACAUACAAUCCAAUGAUGGAAGAUGGUGCAGGAAACAGGAUCAGUACAUUUGGACUUUCAAACUUUACCGGUUCACCUGCUCAGACCAGUAGUCCUUCUGCCUUUGUUGGUACACCUGGCACGGGACCUGAAAGAUCACAAAGUAUUGUUAGUAGCGGAUCUGCUUCAAAUGUCGGUAAUGCAACCUUGGAUUCCAUCGCAUCUGCAGGACCGAUUGCUAGUGGAUUGAAUGGUCAAAUUACCGAACGUGUUAAUGUUGUGACAAAUGGACGAACGGUUUCCAAGAUCAUGGUCGUUGGUGAAGUGAGCAUUUCUGUUCGUGAUAUUCCUGCUUCUGCGCCUGUUCAUCUUCGCAUUGAUGAUUUUGAGCAAUUGGAAAAAGCUGCUGCUAAUCCACAAUUCCUCAAAGAGUUAUCUGGCAAACCCGGUGAAUACACUCUCGAUUUAGGAGCAAUUGCUCGCUAUAGCGGUGGCGCCGGUGGCGUUGCCGGAUCUGGUCGUGCAGCUGUGCUGAAAUAUCAAUUACACGUUCCACAACACAAGGCAGAACAAUAUGUGCCAUUGAAUAUUUCGCCUCAAUGGAGAUGUGAAGACAAUCAAACUUCGAUCUUGAUCAAUUAUUCUAGUAAUUCAGAAUCUAGACUGGUCUCUGCUGCACAACCAGUUGGAGGAGCAAAUAUUCAAGAUAUCACCAUGUCUGUCGAUAUCACUUCAUCAAAUGUGUCGAAUAUAAUGUCCAAGCCCAAUGCGACUUACUCUGCUGAUCAAAAGAAGCUAUUGUGGCGUUUGAACGAACCACUUCCGGUCAUUGGUGGAUCAUCUGCUGCUCAAAAAGCAUUAGCGCGUUUCCAAGUUGGCAACAAGAGUGAGAUCAAGCCGAUCGAGGUACGUUGGAAGAUACCUGGUUUGAGCGUUAGUUCAUUAGGCUUGUCCCUUAUGCAAUCGGACAGCGUAAGCUUUGCAAGUAUUUCUCGACAAAUCGUUUCCGGUAAAUAUGUUGCACAUCCUUGAAUUAUCACUUUCUUUCGGACCUAGUUACUUGUGCUUUAUUUUUUAUACCAAUGCUGUACUGCCAAUGCGAAAAAAAUGUCAUCUUGUUUGCCUA